ACAAGAUCAACUGGAUCAUACAAAAUGAACAACAACAAUACAAGAUCCAACCGGAUCUAACCAAGACAAGAACGAGAGAGAAUACAGAGAAAACUGGGAGUGAAUAAUGAACAAAGAAACCCUAAUUUUCCUUUUAUAUCAGCUCCUAACUUGAUGUUUCCAACUACAUCUCCAUGUCUCAUGUUAUGACAGCUUUUACCCUUCAAGUAUUAAACCUUCAAUACUUAUAACACUUCAGUCCCUCAAGUAAAAUACCUGCAAACUUUACACCCUGAUCAGUUAUAGCCAAUAACAACUUGUAAUAACAACUUGUAAUAAUAACUUUAAUAAGUUGUUACAACCAACAUUGUACCGUCUAGUGCAACAUGAAUCAGAAAAUCUCAACCCCUGUUAUUUUAACAGUAGACGUAAAAUGUGUACGCUCAUUGCUUCGUGUUAACAUAUAACGAUUAGACCGAAACGUAAAAUAUAGAAAAGAAUAACUAAGUUGAUUUAGGACCAGUGCGUUGCGAUGAGACUGUUAAUUGGUAAAAAAAUAGAAAUAAAAAAGUUGAACCACAGACGCACGUUGCAGCGUCUUAACUCACAAAAUUUAGAUCAAAACGUUAAAUGAAAAAUUUGUAAAAGAUGAAAGUAUAAAAGACUAAAGCUGAAAGUAGAAACGUGUUUAGUUAAAAAUAAAGUGUUUUGUGAUAAAUUUUUAAUUGAUGUAAAGUAAAGGGGUUAAAAUAUAAUAACAUAAUAGUACCUACAGAAAUCAAAUUUCUUUGUCAUCAACCACAAACAAAAAAACAGUUCUUAAUAAAAAUUUGCUUACCCUGUAAAUGGCAACCAUUGAUUGGAUGAAAAAAAAAUAGUAAAUAUAAGUCAAUAAAUUAACAGAGGGAUAAUAUCAAUCAAAGUCUUCGUAUUAAUUAAUAGAAGAAAAGAAGAAAACAAGUUGUUGUGUAGGGUCCAAUAUAGAUAUUUCCAAUGUUGAUGCCAAUGAAAAUGAAAUGAGUGUCCUAUACAUUAAUGGUCAAAAACAACAGUUUGUAUAUAUAUACUGUCCUUCAAUCAUUUCAAACACACACACACACAAAAUGCACACAUCAAGGACAUGUAGUUUUCUCCUCAUUAUAUCAGUAGCUAUAUUCAGUUGGAGUGUGGCGGUUUCCGGCCAACAACUGCCAACGGGCCAUGCGGCAUUGCUCGAACAAAAUGCCGAUCGAGUGCUAGGUCUUCCGGGCCAACCUCCUGUUAGCUUCAGUCAGUAUGCUGGAUAUGUUACAGUAAAUGAAAGCCAUGGUAGAGCACUGUUUUAUUGGUUUUUUGAAGCUACAAAAAGCCCAAAAAAGAAGCCUCUCCUUCUAUGGUUGAAUGGAGGUCCUGGAUGUUCCUCUAUUGGGUUUGGAGGGUUGGAGGAGUUAGGACCUUUUGUAGUCCAAAAGGGCAAAUCAAAACUCGUUUUAAACAAAAAUUCUUGGAAUAAAGCUGCAAACUUGUUAUUUCUUGAGUCCCCGGUUGGUGUUGGAUUCUCGUACACCAACACGAGCAGUGACAUCAAAAAGCUCGGUGACAAUGUUACAGCCCAUGACGCAUACACAUUUCUCCUCAAGUGGUUUACAAGAUUUCCCCAGUACAAGACCCAUGAAUUCUACAUUGCCGGUGAAAGCUAUGCAGGGCACUAUGUUCCACAGCUAGCGGAACUCAUAUACGAUAAAAACAAGAUCAUACCCGAGCAAGACCGUAUAAAUUUCAAGGGAAUUAUGAUUGGAAAUGCGUUGCUAGACGAUGAAACUGAUCAAACUGGAAUGAUCGAUUAUGCUUGGGAUCAUGCAGUGAUAUCGGAUCGUGUAUAUCAUGAUGUACAUACUAAAUGCAACUUUAGCAACCCCAAAUCAUCUAAUGCUUGUGAUACCGCGUUGAGUGAAUACUUUCAAGUUUACAAAAUUAUCGACAUGUAUAGCUUGUAUGUGCCAUCGUGUGUCGAUGAUAAUUCUACCCAACGUACGCAAAUGCAAGGCAAUGUUUCCCCUCUCACUUUCUCCAAGCAUAAAGCAUGGCACUCGAAACCAACCGGGUACGACCCGUGUCAAUCAGACUAUACCGAGUCAUAUUUAAACAAGCCAAACGUUCAAGCCGCUCUCCAUGCUAACACCACAAAAAUCCCUUACCCAUGGACGCAUUGUAGUGAUACUAUAACAUUUUGGCACGAUGCUCCGGCUUCGGUACUUCCGAUCAUAAAAAAACUUGUUGCUGGUGGAAUUCGAGUUUGGGUUUAUAGUGGAGACACUGAUGGAAGGAUUCCGGUGACCUCUACAAGGCUCUCAUUGAGAAAACUUGGGCUGAAAACACUGGAAGAAUGGUCUCCAUGGUACAGUAAAAGUCAGGUUGGUGGAUGGACUAUUGUAUACGAUGGAUUGAUGUUUGUAACUAUUAGAGGAGCUGGACAUCAAGUACCUACUUUUAAACCCAAGGAAGCCCUUCAACUUGUUACACAUUUUUUAUCCAAUCAAAAGCUGCCACCUGUACCAUUUUAAUUUAUAACCAACUACAAAAUCAUAUACACCCACAAAAUGCAUUCAUUGUGGGUAACAUUGUGUCUUUGUUUGAUUCUGAUACAAAGGAUCUAAAAUUUGAUUCAAACCGAAUUCGAAUAAAAAUAUUUGAAUUCGGGUUGUUAUUGUAAGUCAUCAAACAAAUAAAGUAUCAUUUUUUUUUAAAUUUAUGAAGUAUAAUUGUACCUUUUUGGCAUAUUAUUCAUGUUAUUGUAAAUAUUUGGACUAGUUACAUGAGUGUGUAAUUAUUUUACGUACAUUGUAAUUGUAUUUAAUUAAUAAACAUUCAGAUUUAUUGUAACAUAACAAACUUUGAUUUUA
This is a messenger RNA of Helianthus annuus (common sunflower), 2861 nucleotides long. RefSeq names its product serine carboxypeptidase-like 34. Gene Ontology annotation, cellular component: vacuole. Bases 996 to 2522 code for a protein of 508 amino acids. NCBI's taxonomy places the organism in Eukaryota, Viridiplantae, Streptophyta, Magnoliopsida, Asterales, Asteraceae. The transcript has 9 exons. Gene Ontology annotation, molecular function: serine-type carboxypeptidase activity. The record is from RefSeq and is a predicted model, not a curated record. Gene Ontology annotation, biological process: proteolysis.